CAUCUAGGAAUUGGUCUUGGUGAUGGGUAGGGUUUGAACAGUUCAGUGGAUCCUAAUCAGUGGAGACGUUGUUCAAGAUUUAGAGUGAGCAUCCAGAGAGUUUAGGGGUAUUUUCAUAAUCAAACAACAAGAUGGCAGUAGAUGUUCCAAGCGACUUAGAUCUGGUGAGCCGCUUUGUCUACUUUGGUUCUGAAGAGGGGCAUUUUACUGUUGAUCCUCCCAAGACUUUUACAGAUAAAACACCUUCUUUAGAUACAUUUUUAUCAAAGGAGAGAGGGUCAGAAGUCAUCAAAAGACUUAAACUAAUUUUUCAAACAAGACGUUACAUAACUAAAGAUCCAUUGUUAUUCGCCAUAGCUCAUAUCAUUAGGAACAUGCCAGUAACUGAGUCCCAUGAUGAGGAUAAAAUUCGUAAUGAAGCUUACAGUCUUGCUCAAGAUGUUUGUGAAUCAGCGCUAGAUCUCUUCACUUUCGUCCAUUUCAACAAGGAAACUUCCCCACCCAAGAAGGCAGGUUUUGGCCAUGGGAUGAAAACAUUUAUCGCCAAGUGGUAUUUUUCAAAACCACCACUUAAGCUUGCCCAUGAGGUCACCAGGUUCAAAUCAGGACGAGGCUGGACACAUAGAGAUCUUAUUCGUCAGUGUCAUAUGAAGACUGAUACAAAAUCAAAAGCUACCUCUGUUGUACUAAAUUAUUUGACACAAAAAAAAUACCAACUUACUGAUGAUCUUGACUGUGAAGACUCGGAAGUUGGAGAAGUUGUACAAUUCCUCAAAGAUAUAAAGUCACUUUCCUCGCCACAGCCUGUGGAUGGGGACUUUGCUCGCAGUCUGAUUGAAAAGCACAAGUUAGUAGAUCGACAAAUCCCUACAUUCUUAAGGAAUUUACCUCAAACUUUUGAAGGCAUGCUGGGAAAUAUGACCAUGGAAGAAAUCAUUAAUAGCAUCCCAAAGAUGGCAACACUUGGAAUGCUGGAACAAUGUUCUAUACAUACUCCUCUCAUUAUUGAGAAGAUCAAAAAUUUAGACUUAGUGAAAAGUAGCAAAAUUCAUCCAGUAGUUAUCUUUCUUGUCAUGAGAUGCUAUGAGUCUGACCGAAGUAAAAAAUAUGUCAAGAACUAUCAUUUGAUUCGAGCUCUUCAAGCUGCAUUCACUGCCUCCCUAGAAUCUCUCCCUUCCAUAGGUACCAAAACACUUGUAGCUGUUCAUGUCGAGGGUAAAGCUGCCAAACAGCAUGUUUUAGGAGCCAAUUAUCUUUCACCCAUACUGCCUUGUGCCCUCAUGACAAACUUCCUGCUACAGUCGGAAGACAACCUGAAGCUAGUUUACUUCAACCAGAUGGUGAGUGAAAUCAACUUAAGCCGCACUGUGCCGAUGGCUAGAAUUGUUGAAGCUUUUGUGAGUUUUACAAGAGAUCCAGCCAAUACUAGCUAUGAUCUAGUAGAGCCAAUCAAAUGGGCAACUCAGCAUAAAAAACCUUUUGAUAACAUCCUUAUUUUAUGUGAUAAGAAAAUGGUCAGCUCACAGGCAGAUCUCCAUAAUGCUAUAGACACUUACAGACGUGAAGUCUUAUUACCAAAUGCAAAAUUUCUGGUGCUAGGUCUAACUGAUCUGACAUCUGUGACCAACAAGAUGGAUCUCAACAUGUGUGAGGUCAGUGGAUUUAACAAGAAGAUACCCAGUUUGAUUUACAACUUCUUCCUAGGACACUAUGAUGUCAAUACUGAAGCUAUGGCCAGUGAACAACCAUGACCUUCUUCUUUGGUCUAGUUUCUUCACGUGGUUUAGCUCUAUCGGCACAAAAUAGUUUUAUCCUUUUUGUUAGUCAACAAAUGGCCCUUAAAAUGUUGGUUAAGUUGGCUUUUUUUUUUUUUUUUUUUUUUUUGUUAAAGGUUUUGAUGGAAUUUUACUGUACAACAUUUUCGCUUGUUUUAGUUUCAACUUGAAAUGUGUGAAGAAAAUUCAAUUUCAUUUUGUGGGUAUGUAGAAAAUUGUAUUUUCAUUUUAAUGAAAUGCCCUGAUGAAUUAUGAUUUGACUCCACUAUCAUUUUGUGGAUAAUUAUCACUAAUAGGAAUAAACUGAAUUUAAGUAAUUCAAGUUAUAAGUCAGAAGUUGCCCAUGGAAGUUAUCUUUGACAUAUAUUGAUAUCUAUUUCUCACAACCAGAGCUAAAACAAAGUUACCCCAGAAGAUUAUUUACCUUCACAAAAGUAAAUUAUUAAUUUUUCAAUUUCUUCUAUUUUUUUUUUAAGUUUUCAAGUUUUCUUAAUUUAAAUAAGAAGUUUUGACUGUUGUUUGAAUCAUCAAAAAUUAACAGUUCCACUUAUACUCAAAAGUUUAGAUUUUUUAAAAUCUGCUUCGGUUAUUUUGGUUAAAAUUUAUAAAACAACAUUUCAAGUGAAUGAUGAUUUAGCCACAAAGGAGAGUGACAUUGAAAAAUGUUAUUAGACUGCCUUAGUAUAUUCUAUUUGUACUAAAACAGAAAGCUUAUAUUUUCUUGCUCUUGUGUUACCAGCAAUCUUAUUUUCAAAAAAUGCCCUUUGAUUUACAAUUUCAAAUUAAGUAGUACUUUUGUUUGUUUGUUUGACACCUUUUCACUUACAAUCUUGUAUUUUUUUGUUUUGUUUCUAUCUAGUCAUAUCAGUUAGUUUGUAUAGAUCUGAGUUAUCAGGAGAAUAUUGUCUGUCUACCUCUACAUCUGACUCUUGCCUUUUUUUUGUGUGUAUCCAAUUUUCUUUUUACCAGAUUUAUAGGAAAGUUGACAAAUAUUUUAUUUUGGACAGCUCAUUUAUAUUUCCACUUCAUUGGCUACUUUGUCAAGUUUAUUAUUGGUGUGAAUGUACAAAUGUAGCUUGUUUUCCAAUGGAUAGCUUGUAUCUUCUCAGAAAUUUCAUCUUUACAACUCAAGUUUCUUUCAUUUCUUUCGCAUGAAAGAAAUGUAUACAACUUUUUACAAAAAAAAACAGAUGCCUUUCUGUGCACGAUUUCAAUGUUCCCUAUCUGUUCUGAAAAUCAAAUUUUCUUAAAAUGGAAAUUCUGUUUUGUUUAACACAUGCUAUGAGAACUUUAAUGAACAUAAAAAAAUGUUUUAAUUAAUAUAUAGUUUAAUAUAAUUUGUUCUUUUGUCACUAAAAACUGAGAAAGUGUGUCUUCAUCUCUGGCUGUUGUGCUGACUAAUAAUUUUGUUUUUGUUCAGUUUCUACUUGCCUCAUCUAAAUUGUUCAACACCCUAUGUAUACUUUUGGAGGGUUAGUGAAGCCUUUACACCAAAUGUUCUCAAACUUUUAUUAUGCUCCCUUUAAUCAGUUUUGAGCCUAUAUCAGCAAUAUGAGCCAUAAAUAAUGUACAAUACUUGUGUGCCAAAGACCAUAACCCACCAACUUUUGUUGUCCAAAUAGAAGGCAUUAUGCUUCUAGAGAAUGACUAUUGACAUGUUUACAAUGUCAAAUAAUUAUUGAGGAUUUGAACGUAGUCGUUUCAUUUCCUUAAGUAAACAGUUACCACAUCAGAAUGUCAGUUAUUUUGUAUUGAAUGAAAAGUUUUGGUCUCGCCUUUAAAAGGCAGUGUACAGAUGAUGACCAAAUGAAUUAAAUUCUUUUUCUCUUGUUCUGGAGAUAUGCAAAACAAAAUAUUGUUGCUUUUUUUUGCUCACUUUUAUUUGAAUGCCAUGACUAACUAUGUACCAGUGUUUAUUAACAGAGACUUUCUGUCUAUAAUGAAGGCUUUACAUUAAAACUCAUAACAUUAAUCUGAAUGGCUUUCUUGUCAUGUGGUAUGCGCUCUGGACUGUCAGUCUUGAUGGCCCCAGAUUCAAACCUGCUGCCAUCCCUUGCGGGAGCUUUGGGCUAGGAUGUAAUUAUCUUCCAGUCUGAAGGAAUAUCUGAAACAUGUAAUAGCAAAAAGGACACAAAGUAGAGACUUACAUUUGUGUAUGUUUAUGUUAUAUUGAAUGCUGUUAUCAACAAAAAUGCUUUGCCAUAAAACUGUUGUAUGAUAUAUUCUUUUGUUAUGACAUUUUUUUUUUGUGACUUUUGAUUGUCACUAAAUGUCAUGUAUCUCAAUCCUGACCUCUGACCUCUACACAGAAAUAACCCAAGGUUGUGAUCCUUUACCUACCUAUUUAUUUAGUGAACAAUUUCAAAUAAGAAACAAAUCAAAUUUCAACAGAAAAUGUUUACAUUGCUUUUUAAAACUAGAAUGUACUAAGCUAGAAUGUUACUUAUUUUUAAUUCUUGUGUGAUAAAAACUUUAGAAUUUAUGGUUAUUGUGGCUAUAUGAUAAUUAAAAAGAAUAUAUAGAAAUUAUCAGAAAUUAAAGUGGUUUAAUCAGGAUAUUAUGACAAGUAUUUACUAUUUGUUUAAAAUCAAAAGAUCAAAUUAUGCUACCUAAUUAUUUCCUGAAUCUCAGUGUUUGCUUCUUGAUUGAACAAGUUCUAAGUGAUUUCCUUUGACCCACUAAUACCAUUGAAUGUCCACUUCUUUUCAGUGACAUAGAUUUAGUGCCAUUGUUUUAGUACAACUGACUUCAGUCAUGAUUUUUUUAUUUUGUUUCUUGUGUGUGUGCAAUAUUGAGACAUGCUGAGAUUGGUUUUUGUUUUUCAACCAACAGUUCCUGUUUUUUGCAGUCAAUCUGUUUCUUUUUGUUUCUUCUAAGCAAAGUUUAAUGCUUAUUUUUUUUUUUAUCAAUUACAAACAAAUAAAAGUAAUAAAAUCUU
Messenger RNA from Biomphalaria glabrata, 4713 nucleotides. Its product is annotated as RNA-binding protein RO60-like. The coding region runs from base 132 to 1751 and encodes 539 amino acids. Gene Ontology annotation, cellular component: ribonucleoprotein complex. Lineage: Eukaryota; Metazoa; Mollusca; Gastropoda; Planorbidae. The transcript has 10 exons. Gene Ontology annotation, molecular function: RNA binding. The record is from RefSeq and is a predicted model, not a curated record.